This is a messenger RNA of Rubroshorea leprosula, 345 nucleotides long. The record is from the annotation of a GenBank genome assembly. NCBI's taxonomy places the organism in Eukaryota, Viridiplantae, Streptophyta, Magnoliopsida, Malvales, Dipterocarpaceae.
GUCUCUAUUUGAUGGGAGUGGGUUUUUUGUGCGAUGAGGAUUUUGAUUUUGCUCGGAUUUUGGGGUUUCGUUUGCUUUAGGCGGUUUUCCUGCAGAUUCAUUGAGUCUUGGCGGCGAGAAGGGGAACAUACACAGAGGGAUGAUGGAGGCGAUGACUGGGUUUCUGGUCAUGGAAGAUUUCGAUCUGGUGGUGGAAGUGGUGGGGCUGGAGGAGAAGGCGUGGUGUAUUGUAGCUUACCGAUCUGUUUUGCUUUGGACGGAGAAGCGGCAUGGCUAUCUUGCCCUGUCAACGAUGGGUGAGGAGGAAGAGGUUUGGUUGGCUUCGGGAGGAAUUGGGAAUUGUUU